Messenger RNA from Argentina anserina (silverweed cinquefoil), 1005 nucleotides. Its product is annotated as transcription factor bHLH146. The coding region runs from base 130 to 753 and encodes 207 amino acids. The transcript has a single exon. The record is from RefSeq and is a predicted model, not a curated record. Gene Ontology annotation, biological process: regulation of DNA-templated transcription. NCBI's taxonomy places the organism in Eukaryota, Viridiplantae, Streptophyta, Magnoliopsida, Rosales, Rosaceae.
ACCUAUAAAACUAGCCCUGAGGUUUCCUUCUAGUUCACCACCAUCAUCAAUACCACCCUUGCAAGCUAGCUUUUAUCUUCUCAUUCAUUUCUCUUUUCUUUUCUGCAACGGUAAUGAUGAGCUAGGCAAAUGGGUAAGCAACAGAAACGAGUUUACUCUCUGCAAGCCAACAGAUCGGUGUGUUCUUCUGUGUUUGCAAGAAGAUAUGUGAAUUACUUAUUGCCAGCUCUGAAGAAGAACAAAGAAAACGAGGAGUGCUCUAACUCUGAUGUUCAUGAGUUGGAGAAAAUUAUUGGGUACCAAGUGAACAUGGCGAUGGUGCUGUCUGCAUCAACCCAACGCGAGUUUGCCUGGAUGCGCGCUUUGAAACAGAAUCUUGAAACGAACUGUGUCAAUGGUAAGAGAUUUUCGCUACCUCAUCCUCGUGUUUCGAAACCUUUGAGUUUUCUGCGAAACCCUAGAUGCAGUGCAAGUAAUAAUAAGAUGAAGAAUUACUGCUCCUCCAAUAUGAGUAAGAGAGUGAGACCGAAUUUCCGAGCAAGAACAACUUUAACUAUCAAGAAAAUUGAAAAGAAAGACGAAGAGGCAGAGAUGAUUAGCACGAAGAUGGUAUCACUAAGAAGGCUUUUACCUGGAGGGAGUGAGAUGGUUGACGAUGAAUUGCUCGAGGAAGUAGGAAGUUACGUCACUUGUCUCCAGCUCCAGGUGACUAUUCUUCGGCGUCUAGUGGGAUCGAUCGAGGACGUUGAUUAGUUAAUUACUUACUUUGUUAGCAUAAUCCCUUUUGUUUUUAAUUAAGUACUAUUGUUAUCUUUCAAUUUAAGGUAAUUAGCCGGUUAGGUGUGCAAAGUAUGCCCGGUUAUAUGUGUAUGUGUACAUUACUGUUUGAACAUGAAGACUAUAAUCGUGCUUAAGAAUACAAACUUAUCUACGUACAGCAGCAGCAGUGCUGUAUCACAAGUUGUACUUGGGAGCUAGCUAGGAUUUUGGUAUAUUAGUACGUCG